Pneumocystis murina B123 is the source of this 339-nucleotide messenger RNA. RefSeq lists its product as hypothetical. NCBI's taxonomy places the organism in Eukaryota, Fungi, Ascomycota, Pneumocystomycetes, Pneumocystales, Pneumocystaceae. The transcript is spliced from 3 exons. The record is from RefSeq and is a predicted model, not a curated record. Gene Ontology annotation, cellular component: mitochondrial large ribosomal subunit. Bases 1 to 339 code for a protein of 112 amino acids. Gene Ontology annotation, molecular function: structural constituent of ribosome.
AUGUUUGGAGUAUUUAAGCCUAAUCUUCCAGCAUUUUCGGGUCUAUUGUGGAAAAUUCCAUGGAGACUUUCAAAAACAAGAAAAUUAAGACAUAGAAGAAGAUUACGUAAAGUAGACUUAGUUUUAUCCACUCUUCAUACAUCUCUUAGUAAGGCAGGCUUAUCAUGUCAUGCAUUAGAGCGACAAAUUCGUGAAAUUACUCCAGAAUCAAAAAUGCUACCUAAAAAUAAAUAUACGGUGUUUAAUAAAAAAUCGAAAAAUUUUAGAAAAAGUAUUCAUUUUGUGCCAAAAUUUACAAGAGUAACUGUUAUGAAUAGAAUGUUCCCUCCAGGAUAUUAA